Molecule: messenger RNA, 2850 nt
Organism: Aedes albopictus (Asian tiger mosquito)
Lineage: Eukaryota; Metazoa; Arthropoda; Insecta; Diptera; Culicidae
Product: zinc finger protein 853
Exons: 3
Coding region: 471-2576 (701 amino acids)
Biological process (GO): regulation of transcription by RNA polymerase II
Cellular component (GO): chromosome; nucleus
Molecular function (GO): chromatin insulator sequence binding; zinc ion binding
Source: RefSeq, a predicted model, not a curated record
UUUUGACCUCGUCGCGCGAGGUUUGUAUUUGUGUUUACGUCUCGUCUCGUCGACCGACGGACGACGUGCGGUGUGUGCCGAACAUGGCCGUCCAGUUUCGCGGGAGAGUGAGUGCGAGGCCAUCAGCAGCCGAAGAACGCUCGAGAGAGCGAGAGUGCACGAGAUAGGUAUCUGUCUUCGUGGAAGUCGUGUGGAUUUCAGCCAGCCACAGCAGUGAGUCGCGCAGUCAGUCACAGAAACGGGAGAAGGAAAAAAAUACUAAACGUAAAGUGACGGAAAAUUGUGUACUUCUGGUCGAAAAUUGGCCAUUUUUCUGGGAAAAUCUAGUGAUUCCAGUACCUGUGAAGAAUCCUGGGAGUGUGAUUUGUCGGUGGAAUGGUGUUUGGGAGUGUUUUUUGAUCCGAAAAGGAGCGUAAGGAGAAGCAGCAAAAGUCGAGCUCUUUUGUGGUGGAGGAGUAGGAGUAACAAAAAUGGAACAAGAAGCAGCAGCAGCAGUACCAGCAGACGUUGAGGGUCGUUGCCGUUUAUGCUUCUCGGUGGAGGAUCUUACCUGUUCCCUGUUCCUGCCCGAAGGCGAACCCAGCCGGGAAGUGAUCGACAUGAUACUGGAGUGCACCUCGAUACGGAUAACCUUGGCGGAAGACUACCCAUCGAAAGUGUGCGAAAAAUGCUUGGAGACGUUAGACAAGUUCCACCACUAUCGGCAGCGAUGCUUGCAGAAUGAUAAAAUAUUGAAAUCUCAUCGCAGCAGCAGCAAGGCCAAACCAGCUCAGGAACAUCGCCCUCCGGUGCAAGUCAAACAGGAACCGGAACAUUUGGAUGACAUUGGAGAUGAUGUCGCAUCAGCGGUUCCGGAACCUCCCGAACCGGAUCAGCACCCGCAAGCUGUAAAACAGGAAGAUCCCGGUGGUUGUUCCUCAAUCCUCCGAAGUAUUUUGCUUCAAAGCCGCGAAUCUGGUCGGGCAGCUUCAACGGCGUCGGCGGAGCAUGAAACCGAACAAGACAAUCUCCCGGCCCAUCCCAGCGAGGAUGAAGAUCACAAAGAUCUGACUCCUAAGGAGGAACAGCCCCAACUUCCGCCCGCUCAAGCUUCCCUCUUACAGCAGAUGCUACUUCAGCAGCAGGGGUAUUCAACGCGGGAAACACACUCUCCUGCACACACCCCAGGUCCGAGUCACAUGGAGGCCUCCCCGUCCCUCUUGAAACGAAUGCUUCUGGAAGGAGGUGGCGGCGGCGGCAGUUCCCAACAGGACCGUCAAUCGCCUCUUGAAGGGCCCAGCACUCUCAAUCACAGACCUCCGACCCGAACGGAGAGUCAUCAGCAAGAACUUCCCAUCAACCAUCAUCAUCAUCAUCAUGACGAGAACCACAACGAAGAACAUUCCGAAACGCCGCUGGCGUCGCAGUUGCGUGCGAUCUUGCUACAGCAUCGAGCGGCAGCGGCCGCAGCCGUUGCUGCAGUUGCUUCCACAUCGACUACAACGGUGCCAACGACACCGACGUUCACAAACUCGACGUCGACCCACCAUGAACAACAAUCUCAGCAAUUGCAGCUCCAGCAGCAACAGCAAUCGCAACAACAACAACAGCCGCAGCAUCCACAUCAGCUGGAGAAACCGGAAGUUUCCUACCUGAGGAGUCUGUUCAUGAGGGACGACUCCGACGGAAACGAGGACAGCGAUGGGGAAGCGGCGGUGGCGGCGGCGGCCGCAGCAGCCGUAGAUCCGAACGAGCAAGCCAACCGGGACAUGUGGCUGAGCAUAUUUCAGGAGUUGCAGGCGCGGAAUGUGCAAAACUCCGAUGAUACGGACGACUCCGAGGACCGUGCCUUUGACUACAGGAUUCCUAGCGUGAGGCGGCGCAGCUCGGAAUCAACGGAGUCCCGCAAGCGCCGCCGGAUGGACUUCACCUGUCUGCUGUGUGGGCGGCCCUUCCUGAACCGGUCCAAGCUGGUGCUUCACAUGCGAACCCACAUCGCCCCGCCGGAAGCAACGCCACCGUCGUCGGCAACGACCUCAGCUGUGCCAGCAUCGCAGAACUCUAAUUCGGCUGCUGCAGCAGCAACUGCCGCCGCCCUGGCCGCUGCCAGUGGCGGGCCAGUAGCAGCUGCUGCCGCCGUAGCGGCUGCCGCCGCUGCCGCUGCGGCUGCAGUUGCAGCAGUGCCACCUGGCGAUAACGCCGCCGGCAGCGCCACCGCAGAAGACGACGAAGAAAGCCGUCAAAUCGAACUGUUAGAGCGGCGCUCGUAUGCAUGCUACAUUUGCGGAGCCGAUCAGAAUAAUCUUCAACAGCUCAAGGAACACCUGCUACUCGCUCACCAGGAUCGGAUCCGAUCCCGGGGUCGCGCCAAGGAGCGACCGAAGCCUCUCAUCAACUGCAACUUUUGCAGCCGCCAGUUCCGGAGUCAGUUCGCUUACGGAGAGCACCUCCGGACACAUACCGGCGAGCGGCCGUUUCCGUGCGAUCAGUGUGAUAAGCGGUUCCCACGGCGCUUCCAGUUGCUGGGCCAUCUCUACAACGUCCACAAGCAAUCCUGGGUGGCGGACGAAUCCAAGGCAAAGUUCGUGAAGAAAUAGCGGAACGCGGCGUUCCGCGGCGGCAUGAGAGAGAAAUAGACGAAACGCGUCGCAAGACGUGAGUAGACACUCUAAUAGAAUGAUGAUGACACAGGAAACAAUUUAGAUCUUUUGUCGGCCCCGGCGACGUCGACGGAAGACGGUAGUUUGUUGAUACAAUUCUUCCGUUUUAUUUUUUUUUUAAUUUUUUUUUGAUACAUUUAUAACGAAUAAAAAAAUUAUACCUUUUAUUAUCUGUUGAAAAGUAUAGCAUACAAUUUUAUACGAAGCAUUA